AUGGACCAUCAAACGGAGCCAAGGCCUAGAUAUGAUAUUGUUCCCCCGCCGUAUCCACUGCCGGGGCCCGCACGGCCGGAGAUCUCUGCCCCUUUGAAUCCUGCAGGCAGGAACCAAGGCAUGUUUGUCAACCAACAGUUCGAAACAAGGCAUCGAUGCGGUGUUUGUGGACGAUACAGAUCGCCAGCGUACCAUCAUCGCCAUCCAAUCCCAUCUGGACAAGCCCUGGCUAUUGGCGUUUGUCACAAGUGUCGGGACUUGCAGACAUCCAGUGAUGAGAGUUCUAGCGAAAGUAUUGCCCGCAAGCGAAAGUGGCGGGGUAAACGCAACCGAAGGAAUAAGAAUGGUUGCAGCGCCGACAAGAACAGUGGAUGCCUUCAUUAUCACGAUCAGGAGAUAUUGCGCCACGGAAAGAGCGAAACGUGCCCUGUAUCAUCCGAUGUCCAUCGGGAUAUGAACUGCCCGCAUAAUGCACAUUCUUGCCACGAUCCUAAGAAGCCUUGUGAUAUUCCCAAGUGUUGCUUUGAUAUUCGCCCCAGUACUAAAGAACGCCAUAUUCAUCAUGCUUUAUACACUGAGACACCCCCACGGCGUAUGAAUUACGGCAAUAGUCAUGUCUAUUCAUAUCAAUCGCCUCCAGCGCGCGUAGCAAAUGAGUCCUCACCGGCCGAUGUCGACUUAUAUCCGUCGCAAUUCUACCCGCCGCGAGAUCGGCAAGGUGAACCCCAAAUUCCCGCUAGGGUGGAUCACGGGCAUUAUAGAGGCCGAGAACGUCGACGGCGUUCUUCUGUUAGUGGAGACCGAUGUCGUCGUGAUAGGGAGCCGCCUAGACGUGACAGAGGACAGCAGGUCCAGUUUACAGACGAUGAGGGGUCUGAUUCAGGGUAUAGAUCUCGCUCUUAUAAUCGGCGUCGCGGACGGCGAGUGUUUUCUGGACGGCCAUAUCCUCGACAUCCAAGAGACAAUUCAAUCCGUGUCACUCGAGGAACAAUGCCGAUUCCGCCAAUGACGAGAUCUCGCGUAGCCCCUAACGAGCCGUGGACACAUGAUACCCAUUAUCUAGAAAGCUCAGGAGUGCCUUUUAUGGGUGAUGUAGUGUAUGAAACCCAUCCAUAUGGUCUUUCAAAUCGCGGCCCGAAGGCCACUUACAGAUACCGCCCGGCCAGCCCGUCAUUUUAUCCUGGACUUCACCCCAUGACAUCACAUUAUACGGCACCGCCAGUCUGGGGUGCGUAUCAUCGCCCAGAGUAUAGGUCUCACCAGGAUUUCGCGUAUUGAUUUUGUACACCCUUGCGUCAGACGUGAAAGGGUCAGCAACGGUACGCAGAGGUGAAAAUCGCUUGGUAUUAUCAUAUUCUUAGAGGAUCGUAAUAUGAACUCAUCGUUACUCUGC
Molecule: messenger RNA, 1393 nt
Organism: Coccidioides immitis RS
Lineage: Eukaryota; Fungi; Ascomycota; Eurotiomycetes; Onygenales; Onygenaceae
Exons: 4
Coding region: 1-1278 (425 amino acids)
Source: RefSeq, a predicted model, not a curated record